AUGUUCACGGGGACUAUUCGUAUAAAAGUAUGCGAGGCCCAGAGCCUGAGACCGACGGACUGCUCGAUGCGUUAUACUUUCGGGAAACCCGAUGAACAACUUCUGGACCCUUAUGUUACGAUUGCCGUGGAUGACAUCCAUGUGGCUCAAUCCACAUCUAAACAGAAAACUUGUGAUCCCGUUUGGAAUGAGUACUUUGAGCACCAGGUUGAGAACGCUAAGACGCUGACCCUGACGGUGUUCCAUGACGCUGCGAUUCCACCUGACGUCUUCGUCGCGAACGUCUCAAUUCUUUUUGAAGAUCUGCUAAAUAGGGAAAGAGAUGAAUCUGAUUUUUGGGUUGAUUUAGAACCCAAAGGCCGACUACACAUUAGAAUAGAUCUUAGGAGGACAUCGAAAGAAUAUGGAGGAAAACCAAGGGAGUUCAAAGAACGCCAAGGCUUCAACAGAAGACGAGGCGCGAUGCGAAGAAGAGUCCAUCAAGUUAACGGUCAUAAGUUUAUGGCCACAUUUUUGCGACAACCCACAUUCUGUUCACAUUGUCGAGAUUUUAUAUGGGGUUUGGGCAAGCAAGGCUAUCAAUGUCAAGUUUGCACAUGCGUUGUUCACAAGCGAUGCCAUCAUACAGUUGUUACAAAAUGUCCUGGGAUGCAGGAUGAGUCAAGUAGUCAACACCAAAGCACCGGAUUCAAUGUAAAUGUACCACAUCGGUUUGUAGUUCACAGCUACAAACGUUUUACAUUCUGUGAUCAUUGUGGAUCACUCUUAUAUGGACUGAUUAGACAAGGACUUCAGUGCGAAGCUUGUUCGUUAAACGUACACAAGCGGUGCCAGAAGAAUGUGGCGAACAAUUGCGGAAUCAACACUAAACAGAUGGCCGAGAUUCUUACGCAAAUUGGUAAGUACAGAUAA
Messenger RNA from Diabrotica balteata, 912 nucleotides. Lineage: Eukaryota; Metazoa; Arthropoda; Insecta; Coleoptera; Chrysomelidae. The record is from the annotation of a GenBank genome assembly.